AUGACAAGCUCAGGGAACCUAUGUCUUUGUGUUACCUGUGGUACGCAAUACGAUAUCCCCUUUGUGGAACGCCCAUCUACCUGCCGCAUGUGUAAUGAACCCCGGCAGUUCGUACCACCUUCUGGGCAGUCAUGGACCACCCUUGAGGAACUGCAGACCACCCACAAGAAUGAGUUCAAACAAGACCAGAAUGACAAGCGAAUCUGGUCAAUCUUUUCUACUCCCCAGGUGGCCAUCGGGCAGCGAGCAGUCUUUAUCCAGACCGAGUCUGGCAACGUCCUUUGGGAUUGCAUCAGUUUGCUGGAUCAAGAGACCAUUAACUUCAUCAAGUCUCAUGGCGGUCUUGCUGCCAUUGCGAUUUCUCAUCCCCAUUUUUACAGCACACACUUAGAAUGGGCGCGAGAAUUUGAUUGUCCUGUGUAUCUUGCUUACGAUGACCAAGAGUGGUUAAACAGAAAAGAUACUGAGCAUCGAAGAAUCCUCUUCCGAGAUGAGACCCAAGAGAUUCUCCCCGGGGUGACCAUGAUCAAGCUUGGAGGCCACUUCCCAGGAAGCUCAGUCCUCCAUUGGAACAACAAUAUUUCUAGGCUCAACCGCUUGCAUCAUACCAAAGACCACCAGGUCUUCUUUUUCCACUACGCAUUUUCUAACUUUAUCCCUCUUGGGCCAACGGCUAUGCAUCUCAUGUGGAACAGACUUCGCCCUUGGCAUUUCACAGCGGUGUACUCAUUGUUUUUCAGGACAACCGUACGUGAACCUAAUGUCAAAGAUUUGAUCCUCGAGAGCAUGCAGCGUCAAGCAAAGCAUCAAGAGAACACUGGACACCCAUUGCUGGAAGAACAGCCAAGUGCAUAA
Fusarium coffeatum is the source of this 855-nucleotide messenger RNA. RefSeq lists its product as uncharacterized. The coding region runs from base 1 to 855 and encodes 284 amino acids. NCBI's taxonomy places the organism in Eukaryota, Fungi, Ascomycota, Sordariomycetes, Hypocreales, Nectriaceae. The record is from RefSeq and is a predicted model, not a curated record. The transcript is spliced from 3 exons.